Lobosporangium transversale is the source of this 1308-nucleotide messenger RNA. RefSeq names its product Golgi transport complex subunit 5-domain-containing protein. The record is from RefSeq and is a predicted model, not a curated record. Bases 1 to 1308 code for a protein of 435 amino acids. Gene Ontology annotation, cellular component: COG complex. The transcript has 8 exons. Lineage: Eukaryota; Fungi; Mortierellomycota; Mortierellomycetes; Mortierellales; Mortierellaceae. Gene Ontology annotation, biological process: intra-Golgi vesicle-mediated transport.
AUGACAGAAGCUGUAUCUGAACUAGACUCUUACAUUGAUUAUGACUCUUUCUUAGUAGACCAGUUUGAUCCCAACACUCAUGCCAACUCUAUCAUUCAUCAAUCUGCAAAAGGAGAGCUCGAUAUCGCCACAUCACUCUCAAGUCUUUCAUUCAGUAUUGAUAGUCUCAACAAGCAAUUACAUGAUCAAGUAACUACACAUUAUAAUGACUUAUUGAGUCAAGCAGCAGGGAUUCGGGAAUUGGAGGCAGUCCUCAAGACUGUGAAAACAGGACUUAAGGCAGUCAGUGCUUCCAUGGAGCGACUUUCCACUAAAAUCAAGAUACCCUUCGAACAGAUCCAAACCUAUACGAUUCAACUUGAACGUUUACAGGUCACCUCAGAGAUGUUGAGGAGAGUCUUGCGGUUUUUGUAUUUAAUCAGGCGUUUAGAGUUGCAAAUGCCCGGAGGAGAUUUGGGAGAUCUGGAACUGACAAAAGCAGCAAUGACAUUAAGCGAAGUUGAUACACUUCUUCAGGAAUCUGAUCUGGAAGGUAUUCAUGUAGUGGACGCUGAAGUCAAAAAGUUGGAACUUGUUCGCACAAGGAUUAUUGAAUCAGCUGAUAGGAUGCUUCAGAAUGGAAUGGAUUCACAGAACCAAGCUCAAGUGGGGUCAGCACUACAAGUCUUUUAUUCACUCAAAAGAUUGGAUCUAAAGAUUGUGGCCAUGGCUUCGCUCUUGUCCAAUCGUAUGCAUUCACAGAUCAAACAGACAGUCGACAUCCAAUCCAUACAGAAGGAGGCCAAAGAGUCAGGAAUUAGUAUAUCUUCGGGAUUUGUAGGAGGCGGUGUGCGACGUAACAACGGAGAGCCGAGCGUAGGAGCAGCUCCACUUUGGACAUCGAUUUUAUGGAAGCGGAUGGAAAAACUUAUGGAUGAGAUGUAUGAAGGAUGCAUCAAGAUUUACUUGUUGGAACGGGUUCUCUCAUGGAAGAGGGACCCUUUGACUCAAAACUCGUUCCUGGAUAUUGUAUCCAAUAGUAUGGAUGGUAAUAUGGUCCAUCGGUUUUGGCAAUCUUUGUCAAUGCAUCUGGAGCAAGAACUUAAAGCUGCAGCAAGAUCUUCUCAGUUCUUACAGCAGGCGUUCAUUGAUGGAUUUCCUCGGUUGCUUAAUCUACUGCAUGAAUUCUUUUCUCGAGUAUCAGUUCACAGUGCUAAUGCAACAUCUGAAGAUGUACAAAGCCCUGAAGUGGUCCUCAUGUUACGAGCAAUAUCAUCUUUUGAGAUGGCAUACAAGACAAAGACAGCACAAAGAGGCAGCCAACGUUAG